CAUUCUCGCGUCGUAAAUGUGCGAGUUGUAGCAUGUAUUACUGCGCCCACCAAGCCGAAUCUGUGUUGAACGUUUGCUGGUGGUUUGCUGUACCGCGGCGCAUCACUUGCGUACGCGGCGUCGUCGGUGCGCCUGUCGCGGUGUUUGUGUACUUCGUUGAAUGCAUAUGUGGCCUAUGUGGCAGCCCGGUGAGUGAUCCUACUGCUGUUUUUCGAGACCGCAGCUGUCGUCCGGUCCAGCCGCACAGAAAUCGCGCUCUAUGUGUUGUGUGCCUCACGUCGUGAAUCAGCAGUCGGGCCCGCCAGGCAUGCAAGCAAGCGCUACUGGGAGCAGCGUCCCGUGAAUAGCUACCAUGGUGGUCGCCGACCAAGGCAACUGGGUGGCCGAUGUCGUGAUCGUCGUCGAAGGCACUGCCAACCUCAGUCCGUACGUCGAGAGCCUCAAGAGCCACUACAUUGUCCCGACUUUGGAGUAUUUCAAUGGAGGUCAGAUUGACGACAGGGACUGCGGCUAUGAUACCAACAGCACCACCUAUGCCUUGGUUGUGUUCAUGGCAGCUGACUGCGCACCUGAGCCAGCCGCCAUCUGCCAUGCCCCAACAACAAAUGUGGCCAAGCUGCUCUCCUGGUUUGACCGUGUCUCCUUCGUUGGUGGAGCAGGAGAGUCGUGCAGCCACAUUGCCGAAGGCCUCGGGACUGCGCUACAAGUAUUUGAUGACUUCCAGGCACUGCGUGAACCAGGGACGGCUGUACAGAAGCACUGUAUCCUGGUCUGCAACUCACCGCCCUACCGGCUGCCUGCGCUGGAGAGCCCAGUGUACGCCGGUCACUCAGUCGAGCAGCUCGCCGCCAUCAUGGCUGAGAGGCAAGUCAACUUUAGCAUCCUUUCACCAAGGAAGAUCCCAGCCCUGUACAAACUCUAUGAAAAGGCUGGUGGUGACCUACAGACUGCGCUGUGCAAAAACUAUGCUAAGGACCGAAGGCAUAUGGUGCUGCUGCGAGGGUAUCAGCUCCAAGAGCGACCGGUGAGUCCCCCCAUCGCAGUGUCCGAAGUGAAGGUGGAGCCGACACCGUCCCCGUCGCCCGUGGCACCCCUUAACCCCCGGAGCCCCGCAACCACACCCGCUGGUGUCGGGCAGAAGCGGCCUGCCGGUGGUUCGCCCCCGAACCCUCGGGAGGCCAAGAUGUUCAAGCAACCCACCUCACAGGCAUCACCCAUGAGCACAAUGGGUGGCUCCCCCCAGCAGCCGCAGCUUCAAUUCCAGAACCAGGGCGCACGGCAGGGCAUUCCAACCCCACCUGCUACACACCUGGCAGCCAUCAACCAGCCCAACCCACCUAAUGUCACCCUGCGGCCCAUCCCUGACGCAAUGAACCGGACAACCCAGAAUCGAUCACCAGUCACCAUUGCAGGAAGUCCAGCAGGGAGCGUGCGUCUGCCCUGGAACCAGCAGCCGCCGCAGGGCGUGGUGUCACCGGUGGUGUCGGGUGGCCCUCCAGUGUCCACCCCUCCACCCCCAACGCAGACAAGCAUGCCCCUACUGGCUAGCCAGCUGUCCAAUGCCCCAAUGGCCAGUGGACCCCCGCAGCAGAUGCGGCCCACGCACCCAACACCUGUCAGCUGUGCUACAGGGCCUCAGAUGCAGACAGGCUUCAGGGGGCCCUCCAUGCGAAUGGGCGUGCCGCCAGGAGGCGCCUCUCCCGGCGUGGUGGGACCAGGAGGCAACCCCAUGGUUGGGGGUGGUGCACCCGUACCUCAGCAGGGGAUGCCCCCAACAGGACCGGCUGGUCCUCCGCCCAGCACACUGGCCGCACAGCUGAGCCAGAUGCCCCAGGGAGGGCCCCCAGGGGGCCACUUCUCACCCGGACCGCCACUUGCCCAGCAGCAGCCACAGCAACAGCCUCAACAGCAACAGCAACAACAACCACAGCCGCCCAAGGGCCCUCCGCAACAGCCACCUCAGGGGCCCCCCAUGAUGGGAGGGGGUGGACCCCCUCAGGGCAUGCCACCCCAGCAGCAGCAGGCACAGCAGCCGCCGCCCGUGGCAGGUCCUGGAGUGGUGGGCCUGAAGGAGCGGCGAACAGUGUGGCAAGGCCAAGUGGAGUACCAGGACAAAAUUCCGGGAAACCAACGCAAUAUCUACACUCUCCAGUGCAACAUCUCCACCAGCGUCAUCAACGGCGAGCCCGAAGUGUGCGCGGACAAAUGGCCGCCAAAGCUGACCCUGCAGCUGAUGCCACGGUCGAUGCUGAUGAACGUGGUGCUAGCGGUAAAGAACGCAUCGCGCUGCGUGGUGCUCUCCUUCGAGCCAAACGAGCACCUCAUCAAGCUGUCGCGCUUCAUGAGCUCGGCUUGGCUCGGCCUAGUGCACUUUGCGAGCCCGCCAGCUGACAUCAAGCUCAUGCUAGUGGUGUACAUGGCAGAGAAGAACCUGUUCAUGGGCAUGGUGGCCAAUGACCAGGAGAGCCUCUAUGGGGCCGUCAAGCAGGUCAUCGAUACGCACCGCAAGCAGCAGCAGUCCAAGACAAAGAUGGUGCACUGGGAACCAAAUUCAGCACCGCCCAUGUGUGUAACGCCAGCUCCUGUUUACCAGGCGUACAUGUUCACCGAGGUGAACCAGCCGUAUGCAACAGUCGGUCCAAGUUACACUGGGAACUCGUACUCGUCUGAGCUGCAGAACAUGUCUGGUGGUACCAUGGCAACGGCGGGCGGCAUGAACAUGGCUGCGCCGGUUCCAAACGCAACAAUGGGCAUGGCGCCGACACCGCAAUACUGUGUGUGCUUGCAUGAGCAAGCAGCACCAGGGCAGCAGUACUCUGCUGCUAUGUGGCCUGGCAACAACAUUUUGGCAAAGACGCCCGAGCCCUCCAGACAAGCGCAAGGAAUACUCCAGGCUGAGUUCACGCGUGGCAUUGCACCUCACACCCAGCCUGCGACGAACAGCCAUCAUCUGCAGGAGGUUGUUCGAUCACGAGGUCCUAAGUUAAUGCCUCCCGAGCAGCAGGGGCCCCCGCAGCAGCAGGUUCCCCCCAAUGCACAGCCUCCAACCAUGGCCGGGGUGGGGGGGCCUCGAGGGGGGCCACUGGGUGCUCAGCCCCAGGGGGGUCCCCCGGGUCCACCCCAGGGCCCGCCACCUGGUCUCCCACCGGGGGCACAAGCGGCCGCAGUCUCGCAGCAGCAGGCCAACAGGCUCUCGCAGCUCGAGGCUGAGCGACAGCAGAACUUGCUGAAGAUACAGCAGCUGCAGCAGACCCUGGAGGCAGCACAGGCCAAGGAGCUCCAGUACAAGGCAGCCCAAGAGCAGCAAAGCAUGCUGGAACGCCAGCGUGUCGUCACCCAUCAGAUUCAGCAGCAGCAGCAGCAACAGCAGCAGCAGCAGCAGCAGCAACAGCAGCAGCAACAGCAGCAGCAGCAGCAGCAGCAGCAACAACAGCAGCAACAACAGCAGCAGCAACAGCAGCAGCAGCAGCAGCAGAGGUUCCAACCAAACCAGACACCCAACCUCAGGCACAUUCUUCAGCAGCAGAUGCGCCAGCAACAGAUGCUGCAGAACCUGCAACAGCAGUCCAGCAUUCGAGCUCAGCUGGCAGGAGGACUGGGCAUGGGAGGACCCGGCCCACAGGGGCCCCAGUCGCAGGGUGGCGGUGGACCCGGGUGGGACGACACUGCUCUCCUAGACCUGCUGGGGGGUGCAGGGGGACCCCACAACGGCUGAUCGGCGCAGCUGUCUUGCACCCCUCCUUCCCUCGCUCCUCUGAGGAGACUCGAGUGAGAGCAGUGAAUUUCGGUGGCUAUAUUUGCUUGCUUUACGUCAGACACUCUUCAACUGACAUAACAUCUUUCCAUUUUCAACAUUUUUACGACUGUCAUUGACUGCCAUUCUGUCAUUUGCAGGUGGCAUAAGUUUGGGCAGCAAGUAAGUGGAGGGCCACAUUUGAUUUCCUCGCGUCCACAUCGCUUUCACUUGCUUAAGCACUCUGAUUGCAUGCGUUGUACAUAUUCGAUGCACGCAUCUUAUACCCUCGCGGAGUCUCGGCGGUCUCUGAUUUCGUUUGUGGUGGAAUUCGUCAAGCGUUCUGUCGAUGUGCGCAUAUGAAAAGCCACUGGUGGGUCUUGUCAUGGAACCACGUUCGUACCCACUCCAGGCAUAAAGCACAAAUAGCAAUGAAACAACUUCAAAGACUAGGACUUAUGUUUACAAAAUUUUUCUCGCUUGAGCUAUUGCCAUGGCAAUCUUGUCGUAAUCAUGUCAUUACAAUCUGGAAACCAUACGUUAAGCUACUUGGAUAAAGCACAACAUUUUCUUUUUAAUCUGCUGCAUAAUUGUUUGCAUGGGAAGCAAACAUCUAAGCUGGAAUGGCCUUUUUAGUCUUCUUUUUUCAUUUUGUUUUGCUUCUCAGAGGAUGCACGUUAUGAGCAAGAGUAUAUCUGGUGAAAGUAAUUUUUGUGUGUUAAAUGUGCAAAAAUAAGUUUGCACCUUUUGAAGCAUAUCUUGUCCCCAAACAAUAAUAAUCACCUGUCUUGCUUGCAUUUCCUUUCCUAGAUACAUUGCUCAAGAAUGCUAUGUGAUGCCGAUAGCGUGCAUGCCGUUCAUUACCUGAAAGAAGUGGGCACGCAGCAUUUAAGAAAGGCAAAGGUACUCAAGAUAGAUGACUAUUAUUGUUUGGGGACAAGAUGACCCUCCAGAGAUUACAAAAUUUUUUUAGUUGUACCGCCUUCCAUAUGAUUCUGACAGAACAGUGAUUGAUGCAGUAAAGAAGCAACGAUAAAGUGUUAUGUAAUAAUAACAUGAAAGUACCCUACCAGUUCGUUUAUGUUUGUACUAGCAAUUGUUGUUCAUUUUAAUUGUGCGUCACGGCGCUGUCACAUACAGAUAUGUUCCACAGCACGCACAUUAUAGGAAAUUUAUUCGCAUAGCAGCAGCUUUCGCCAACUCGAAGGAAUGCUCCCUCGAAACAGCUCUGCUGCCUUCAGCAGCUGUUUUGCACCAUUUGAUGAAUUUCACCCCUUUUGUUUACUUGUUUACAACCCUCUGUAAGCUUGCACAUCUUGCCACUGGUGUUCUCCGAAGUUCUAGCACCACUACUAAGUAGAAUUCUGAAGCGAAUGUACUGUAUCAGCAUGCAAGUCUUCUUUCUCCUUGUUGAGCCUUUUGUUAAUGUCACUUUGUUGAUGCUGUUGUUUUGUAGAUUUCAAAUCUCACCACGUUACGUUUUAGUGAACAGCGAUUCAACAAGUGAUGCCUUGGGCUGGAGCCAGUGUUUCGACAAACAGCAUCGUCUUCAUCAGGCGUAGACAAAUCCCUUUGUUGAAACGUUGGGUCCAAGCCCGAGGCAUCCUUUGUUCAAUCGCUGUAUGUCACUUCAAGUGUUCGCGUUCCUGCGAAUGUCUGUCUGGUAUCUACUUGCAUAUCGGCUUUUCACACAACAGUGUACAUUUUGGCUAAACCAACUGAGGCACAAAUUCAAGCAGGUUCAGUUGUUCUUCCCACAUGAGCCCGAAAGUGUUAUGGAGUGUAUGGCCGGUCAGCACAGCGCACUUCUGAUGUUGCAUGUGACAGUAUCUUACUUAUAUUGUGCUUUGAGAGUAAAACUGGCCACAGUUGUGUAGCACGAGGAUGUCGUUUAAAGUUACCAGGGGCACUUCUAUCAGAGGGCCAUAGCCACGCUGUGAGCCUAGUAAGAGCUGCCACGGCCUCCGAUUGGCUCAAAGCACCGUCAUUGCAGAGUUCGUCAAUACGGUGGAAUUGGACAACGUCCAGAAUAGCAACAAGGUUCUGUAAGAAUCCAACUUGAAUAUGAGUACAGCUGUCUGAAAUAAUAUACUUCAUUGAUUUUCUUUUUCUUCUGCAUUUUAUUAUGGAAAUAUAGAGUCGUUUUUAAAAACAGUAGUUGAAGCAAGCUUUUUUUUUUGUGCAUGCAAGUACUUUGAUCAGAGACCUGCUGCAGUCUUUCUUCAAUCCUUAGCCUGUGAUUUAAGACUUACCAAGAAAAGGUGAAAAAUAUUUGACUAUAAUUUAAUGUUCAAGUCCUAUUAUCUGUUGAUCUGGAUCUUGCAGUCUGUAAAGAAGAAAUUCUUGCGUAGCUCCUGUUAUGGGCUUUAUUGUUGUGCUUGUUGUUCAGUGUGAAUUUAUUGACUAUGUAUUGUUUGCUCUGUUGCUUUUCACAGUAGCACUCUGUUGCGAAUGUACUAAAUAACCAUUCCUGGAAUGGCAGCCCACUGCGCAAGAAAGCACUGCUUCACCUGAGCCCAUUGUUUACGGUGUGUUUACAGGGACAGCAUGCAACACAAAGCGCAUUUUGUUUUAAGGCAUCUUUCCUGUGUGUUGCACACUUGGCUUUUUUAUUGUUUUCGCUUGUUCUUGUUUUGUGGCGCAUAAUUUUAGAGAGGCUAAAAUGUCAAGCUAGGAUGCGUUCCGUUUCAGAAGUACAACUUCUUGUUUGAUUGAUUGGGUGCCUCUUUUGUACCCUGUACAUCUGUGUUGCAUUUUUGAAGCAGUAUACAGCAAUGACAUCACGGUGCACACAAUCGGGCACAUAAGUUUACGAGACCCAGAUUCCUUGACAAAUGUGAAUGUCAGCUCUGUUAAGGCACGAGACUUCUAAAUUAAGAGAUCCCUGUGUAGGUUGACAAACCUACAACAGAUUAGAACUCUAAAUUUGAGGCUGCGUGCCCAGGCUCCACAAGAAUUGCCAUGUCCUGUAUCGUUCCAUAACUUGAUUUGCCAUGUUCCAAAUGGCAUGUUGCGUAAAGUGUUGUAACCAACUGCACUUUAUAUGUAUAUUUCUGGCGUGGUGUCACGUAGCGUUAGCAGGUACAUUUCAUGCUACGCGAUGACCGCUGCCGUGAUCUUAGCCGAAGUCUGUUCCAUGUGAUCUUAAAGAACACUCUCUGUGGGAAGCAUUUCUGGCGACGAUAAACAGUAUGAUCAUCGCUUGGUGAGGAUUGUGCACAAUAUGGCUAUGCCAGAGAUAACACCAAAGAUGUGUUAAUGCCAGAAAUGUGUUGCGGGACAUGCGGUUCGCUGUUUCAUCAUCUUGUCUGAACAAUGCACAGCCCCGAGCAAAACAAGUGGAAGUCUGACUGCGCUAGAGUGCCUCAGCAAGAAAGUACUAAGUGUCUUUUUCUUUGUUGACGUUGUUGUUGCUGCCAAUUUGUUGCAGAUUGUUUACACAGACAAAAAAGAAAGCUACAUUUUUGUGUUUUGUGUUGGCACGGAACAGUGAGUAUGGAAACAUGCCUUUUGUAAAUACUACGAUUUCUCUAUCUAUGCUGCGACUGCGUCACUGUCAUGUUAAGUGAGAGGUUGUGCUGUACAGCUUUGAUGAGCUCUGUCAACGUGGUCCGUGAGCGUCCAAUUCAUAGCUUAUCAAGCAGAAGUGGCCGGCAUAGUAUCAUACCUGAUUUUCUCAGCGAAUUCGUGCUAAUUAUUGCACUCUUGCUGUACGAGCAUGCUCCAAGGUAUGCUAUGCACUUUCAUGUAAUGUAUCUGAGCUGCUAGGUACGAGUUAUCAUUUGGACAACGAGAGCAUUUGUAUGUAAUGUACGAGAAGAGAGACACUACGGCCACCUGUUAGUCACCUAGGUUGUUUCCUCUCUUUAUCAUUCCUGCAUGCAAAGAUUAUUCUGUCUGUUCGUUAUAUUGAGUGUGUUAAUUACAUUUUCUCCUUCCUCACCUAGCACCAGUGAACUCUUCGUCUCUUGCUUCUCCUCCAGCGAAAGAGUUCAGGUGUCGUAUUUUUUUCCAUGCAACUGUAAAUGGAGUAGCUACAACACCUUGGCAUUGUUGCUUCGUGUACAGUUUUACAUAAGAUAUUUGGUCUUUCUUGUAGUAAUACCUGGUCCUUUCGUCCCUUUACAUAUUUAGAGGUACAGCUCGGGAUAGGAGUAGGUGCGCACGGUGCCGACUCACUCUUGUAAGUCAGGUUGCAGGUCAGUGCUCUGUGCACCUGAGCCUAUUCGUCUAGAGUUCCCUCACGUUGCAUCUAAUUAGUGAGUAAUAAUUACACAUCACCAGCAAGUCGAACUCUCCACUCCUUUGGUACCUCUACAACAGAGAACGAUGUGAAGAGCAUCAAAUGUGGCGUUACAUUCAAAAUUUUAAAUGAUGUAAGCUUUGAAAAACAUUUCUCGCGAUUGCCUCGGAGUAGCAGCUUGCCCCGGCGAAACUGUACAGGCUCUUAGUACUUUUCUUGAUUUCUUUGUUGGUUUUUAUUUUUCUUGUGCGUGCGAUCAGCAUUUAAACUUUACACGGCUAAUGUUUUAUGUGGCGAGGCUGAAUUUUGGCGCAGUGUGUGCCUGUGGCCAGCUGUGCUGUACUACGGCACUGUAUUUGUCACAUAUGCUAUGAAGGCUGCAAGUGUGAAUUUCAGAUCUCAUGCUCAGUCUGUAGAAAUGUAUUUUUUUUUUUCUUUCUCGGUUUCCACACCUUGUAAAGUUUUGACGUUGACAGCACAACUUAUUGUACAGUUUACUUUGGUAUAGAACUCUCCGUGCUGGAUGACUGAUGCCCAGCUCUGCAAGUUGUAAAAAGUGACAGUAGAUAAACGGGACACUGCCGACUGUUUUAAAACAAAGCCUUCGGGCAUAUCGUUCAAUUUACGCUCGUGAGAUUUCAUGGAAAUCUAUUGCCUUUUUCAUGGCCCUCUUUGUCUACUAUGCGAGGCAUGGCCCAUGCUCUGUAACAUAUAUAUGUAUUUUGUUUUGUUGUAUAAUAAAUUAUGCUUUAUUGCACAAA
Messenger RNA from Dermacentor andersoni, 8737 nucleotides. RefSeq names its product mediator of RNA polymerase II transcription subunit 25-like. NCBI's taxonomy places the organism in Eukaryota, Metazoa, Arthropoda, Arachnida, Ixodida, Ixodidae. The record is from RefSeq and is a predicted model, not a curated record. Gene Ontology annotation, biological process: positive regulation of transcription by RNA polymerase II. Gene Ontology annotation, cellular component: mediator complex; transcription regulator complex. Gene Ontology annotation, molecular function: DNA binding.